CCAGCACCAGUGAACUUCCUGAAAUCUCCCACUGUGUCCCACUCCGGUGCUCAUACCACUGCGUUCUACUCCAGCACAUGGAGCCCUCUGCCUCCGCAGUUCCUAGUCCAUACACGUCAUUUCAACAAAAAUAGUUAUUUAAGAGUACCAUGAUGGUGAGAUCUGAUUCAGGAGGACAAGUUUACCUUGAUUAUCACAACAGGCAGGGCCUCUUAGUUGACUGGAAAUACAAUGAAGCAUUUUAUCUUGAAGAAGGGCAACCAGAGACUUAUUAUAGGACAGCUCUUCUUCAAGUGACAAUUUCACUUAGCAAAGUAGAGCUUAGUGUGGGAGAAUCUAAAUUCUUCACAUGUACAGCGAUUGGUGAACCUGAAAGUAUAGAUUGGUAUAAUCCUCAAGGAGAGAAGAUAAUUUCAACACAAAGGAUAGUAGUGCAAAAGGAAGGUGUUAGGUCACGGUUAACCAUCUACAAUGCAAAUAUAGAAGAUGCAGGGAUAUAUCGUUGUCAAGCAACAGAUGCCAAAGGACAGACACAAGAAGCUACAGUAGUUUUGGAAAUUUACCAAAAACUCACUUUCAGAGAAGUGGUAUCUCCACAAGAAUUCAAACAAGGAGAAGAUGCAGAAGUGGUUUGCCGAGUUAGCAGUUCACCUGCGCCUGCUGUCAGCUGGUUGUAUCAUAAUGAGGAAGUCACCGCUAUUUCCGACAAUCGGUUUGCUAUGUUAGCAAACAAUAACCUGCAGAUUCUCAACAUCAAUAAAAGCGAUGAAGGUAUAUACAGAUGUGAAGGAAGAGUGGAGGCCAGGGGAGAAAUUGACUUCCGUGAUAUCAUUGUUAUUGUUAAUGUGCCGCCAGCAAUCUCAAUGCCUCAGAAAUCUUUCAAUGCCACGGCAGAGAGAGGAGAAGAGAUGACGUUUUCCUGCAGGGCCUCAGGCUCUCCAGAACCUGCCAUCUCCUGGUUCAGGAAUGGCAAGCUCAUUGAAGAAAAUGAAAAGUACAUAUUGAAAGGGAGCAAUACAGAACUGACUGUCAGGAACAUAGUCAAUAGUGAUGGUGGUCCUUAUGUCUGCAGAGCCACAAAUAAGGCAGGAAAAGAUGAAAAGCAAGCUUUCCUCCAGGUCUUUGUACAGCCUCACAUAAUACAGCUUAAAAAUGAAACUACAUUUGAGAAUGGUCAAGUCACACUCAUAUGUGAUGCAGAAGGGGAGCCUAUUCCAGAAAUCACUUGGAAGAGAGCUGUGGAUGGCUUCACGUUCACUGAAGGCGACAAGAGCCCAGACGGCCGUAUCGAAGUCAAAGGGCAGCAUGGAAGCUCGUCACUGCAUAUUAAAGAUGUGAAGUUGUCAGAUUCAGGGAGAUAUGACUGUGAAGCUGCAAGUAGAAUUGGAGGGCACCAAAAGAGCAUGUACCUUGAUAUUGAAUAUGCCCCCAAGUUCAUAUCAAACCAAACAAUUUAUUACUCUUGGGAAGGAAAUCCUAUCAAUAUAAGUUGUGAUGUGAAAUCAAAUCCACCAGCAUCAAUUCACUGGAGAAGAGAGAAAUUAGUCUUACCUGCUAAAAACACGACCAAUUUAAAGACAUAUAGUACAGGAAGGAAGAUGAUAUUAGAGAUUGCACCUACAUCUGACAAUGACUUUGGACGCUAUAAUUGCACAGCCACUAAUCGCAUAGGAACAAGAUUUCAAGAAUACAUUCUUGCUUUGGCUGAUGUGCCAUCCAGUCCCUAUGGAGUGAAGAUCAUAGAGCUGUCACAGACCACAGCCAAGGUUUCUUUCAACAAACCGGACUCCCAUGGAGGUGUGCCUAUUCAUCACUAUCAAGUGGAUGUCAAAGAAGUAGCGUCAGAAAUCUGGAAAAUUGUACGCUCCCAUGGAGUUCAAACAAUGGUUGUUUUGAGCAACCUGGAACCAAAUACAACUUAUGAAAUCAGGGUUGCAGCUGUAAAUGGAAAGGGACAAGGAGACUACAGUAAAAUAGAAAUCUUCCAAACGUUACCAGUCCGUGAGCCAAGUCCUCCAUCCAUACAUGGACAGCCAAGCAGUGGAAAGAGCUUUAAACUCAGCAUCACCAAACAGGACGAUGGAGGGGCCCCUAUUCUGGAAUACAUUGUGAAAUACAGAAGUAAAGAUAAGGAAGACCAAUGGCUAGAGAAAAAAGUACAGGGAAAUAAAGACCACAUCAUUUUGGAGCAUCUCCAGUGGACCAUGGGGUAUGAAGUUCAGAUUACAGCUGCCAAUAGGUUGGGAUAUUCCGAACCAACAGUUUAUGAAUUCAGCAUGCCACCAAAGCCCAACAUUAUUAAAGACACACUUUUUAAUGGUCUUGGGCUUGGAGCAGUCAUUGGCCUGGGAGUUGCUGCACUUCUGCUAAUUCUUGUGGUAACAGACGUCAGCUGCUUCUUUAUUCGGCAAUGUGGGUUGCUGAUGUGCAUCACUAGGAGGAUGUGUGGAAAGAAAAGUGGCUCCAGUGGCAAAAGUAAAGAACUCGAAGAAGGAAAAGCUGCAUACCUGAUGACAUUGGAGUAUGAAGUUAUAAAUGAAGAAGUAUGCAUAAAAUUGCCUUUAAAGGAAGAAAAUGGGAAAGAAGCUCUAAAUCCAGAAACUAUAGAAAUUAAAGUUUCUAAUGACAUCAUUCAAUCAAAAGAAGACGACAGCAAAGCAUAACAACACUAUUACAGGGGCUUGAACAACACUACGAAGAGUAUUUGGAUUGCAGUGACCCUAUGACCAAAACUAUUCCAUUGACCUUAAUUUCUUGGGAAACUUCUAGCUUGGAAUAGCUUGUACACAUAUACAUAUGAUCAAAUACUCCUACCCAUGGCCCAUUUCCUUUUGUUAUUGUUGUUGCUGUUGCUGUUGUUGUUAAUUUUAAGAAUUUCAAUAUCAAGACCUGACUGGCACCAACACUUUGGGUAUUCAAUUUGAUUAUAUGACUGAAGUACUGGAAUUCAUUAUAUGGCUCAAGUACUCUAUUUAUUAAGAACUAUAUUUAAUACCACCAACAAAUAUAGGGGUUAAGGAAAAAGACAUGAGCUAUAUGUGUAAGAAGGCUCUGCAUGUGUAUGAGUCCUAUUCUGGGCAAAUAGAUUCUUAAGGUGGCUUUCAACUUCAAGAUGAAGGCACUUAAUAACGGUUACUCAUUUUAUCAGGGGAAUUUCAGGGAACAUAGGCUUCAAAGAGCCAGUUUAUCUUUAGCAGAUAUUAAAAAUUGAAAACUUUGAAGAACUCAUUUCAAGCUAUGAUUCGGUGCAUUUUCAACAUUGAUUUUUGAUAGACUGAAGUGCCAGAUCAAAAUUGUUACCCAUUUGAAAGAAUAUUAGUUGUAUAUAAAAUUAGAUUAGAAAGACUUUCUAAAUCUCUAUCUCUUUAUAUAUGUCCUAUUCAUUCACAAUGGAUUAUACACAAAAAAUGUAUUGCAAGUGAAAUAAUAUUGAUUUCUGCCCUCAGCUUCAAAUAAAGUAAAUUGAAAUGGGAACAAUAUCAA
Mandrillus leucophaeus (drill) is the source of this 3483-nucleotide messenger RNA. It is a transcript of the gene NCAM2, whose product is annotated as neural cell adhesion molecule 2. The transcript is spliced from 19 exons. Gene Ontology annotation, molecular function: protein binding. The record is from RefSeq and is a predicted model, not a curated record. Gene Ontology annotation, biological process: cell adhesion. Bases 150 to 2663 code for a protein of 837 amino acids. Gene Ontology annotation, cellular component: membrane. NCBI's taxonomy places the organism in Eukaryota, Metazoa, Chordata, Mammalia, Primates, Cercopithecidae.